AUGCAAUCCAUUGAUGCAGCAGUAUCAAUCGUGUUGGAUAAAACACCAUCCAGCCCAAAUCUAAAACUAAAGUAUGCCCAAGAAUUAGAAAUCAAAAAGAAACAAUUCGAAUAUUUGCAAGAUUUAUCAGAAUGUAAAAAGGAAUGUAUUCACUAUUUUAUAGAUGAAUAUCCCAUUCCGUAUCCUGAUGAUAGAAAUUUCAUAUUAGAAAUAGCCAAAAAUAAUCCUGAAUCUAUUGGAAAGUUACCUAAAGUUUAUUUGAACAAUGUUGAAUUUGUAAAGUUUUGUCUUGAUAAUGAUUGUUGGGAUUCGUGGACAUCAAUUCCAGAAGAAUGUGAAGAAUAUAUUGAAUUGGUGAAAAAAGCUGUAUUCAAGUAUGCCAAUAUGUAUGGCUCACUUUCUGAAAAUGUCAAAAGUCAAAUCGAUCCAAAAGAAAUGAUUGAACAUUGGAUGCACCUUCCUGAUAGAAGAUACUUUGCCAUUGAGAUGAAAUCUGAUUUCAAUUGGAAAGAAGAUGAAGAAGCAUUCGAUGCCUUACUUUACUCAAAGAAUAAUUUAGAAAUAGUUGGAAGAAAACCAGCUUAUUAUUCAGUAUUGCAAUGUGCACCUCAAUUCUUUGAUGAUAGAGAGUUUGUGAUGAGAAUUAUCGAUCAUGAUCCGAGUUCGUAUUUAAAGUGCUCUGACAGAUUGAAAAAUGAUAAGGAAAUUGUACUGAAACUUCUUUCUAAAAAUGGACAAUUGAUUGGUAAUAUUCCGCAAUGUUUAAAGGAUGACAGAGAUAUUAUUAAGGCAACUCUAUCGUCAUAUUCAGGAUACUUUAAUUAUUUAUCAGAAACUUUUAAAAUGGAUAGAGAAUUAGUUUUAAUUGCUUUGAGAGCACCUAAACCUUUUUUUGGAGCUCAAACAGUUGAUAAGAGUUUUUACAAUGAUCCAGAAAUAAUAGACUUGAUUAUAAGAUCAGGUUAUAUUGAAAAGAUUGAUGAUUUUUCAGAUUUCACAGUAGAUCAAAUUAAGGAUUGUGUUGAUUCCAAUACUUAUACGCCAGAGCUAAAAAAUUACUUUAGAAAUGCAUCAUUUUCUGAUUGUCUGGAAGUUAUAAAACACAAUCCAAGUAGUUGGACUUAUUGGGAUGGUUGUCAGGACUGUCCGUUCAUAGAUGAAUUGGUUUUGACCUAUAUCCAACAUUUGAAUCCAGAUUGGUAUUGUUUGCCUUACAGUUAUCAAUUCAAAAGCAUUGAACAAUUCAAGAAUAUUAUUCGAUAUGAUGUGAAUGGUGAAUUUUUACUUUGUAAUGCACCAAAGGAUGCAUUGAAUGAUAGGGAAAUUGCAAUGCACUAUGUAAAAUGCCGUCCGAAAACUGUUUUUCCGGAAUUAAGCCCAGAAAUGCAAUCUGAUCCAAUUAUUAGAAAGGAGGCAAUCAAGAAUGGAUUAUUGAAUGCAAGCUUUAUUCCAUUGAAAUAAUUAUCAAUUUAUUGACCCUAAUAAUUGUGGUGUUGGUUGAAUAAAUUUAAACAAUACCAGUAGAA
Molecule: messenger RNA, 1526 nt
Organism: Naegleria gruberi
Lineage: Eukaryota; Heterolobosea; Eutetramitea; Acrasida; Naegleriidae
Exons: 2
Coding region: 1-1461 (486 amino acids)
Source: RefSeq, a predicted model, not a curated record